Molecule: messenger RNA, 819 nt
Organism: Sodiomyces alkalinus F11
Lineage: Eukaryota; Fungi; Ascomycota; Sordariomycetes; Glomerellales; Plectosphaerellaceae
Exons: 1
Coding region: 47-499 (150 amino acids)
Source: RefSeq, a predicted model, not a curated record
UCGGUACUUGUCCCUUGGGGGCACCUGCACUUGACCAGACUGAUUGAUGAGCACUUGGAACGCGGCGAUUAUAAUUGGAGAAGACGAGAAUGGAUGUACACGGAAGGUACCUUACUCUGCCGUCCACCUCCCCGACUUGGACCUUCCCCUACCUAAUAUCUGGUGCAGAGGUAGGUACUGCUGUGUCUACCUUAUACAUACUCCUUACGGAGUAUUCCUCCACUAUUACUCCUCACUUCUCCACGUCCUCGGUACCUCCUCACUUUACUUCGUCUUGACCGAGGGCCGAGAUCGUUACUCAACUCAUAGCUUUCAUCGUCUCUGCCUUUUCUUCUUUUCUUUUUUCAACAUACAACCACACUCGACAUCCCUUCAUAUUCUUUUUAUCAUUAUUGGUAUCUUAACAAUUCCUCGUCUUCUUCUAUCUCCUACCAUCUCACUUCUUACACUAGCCCUAGCUUUGGUUUUGUGCUUCCACCAUCAUCCCGAAGGUGAUUAGUGAUCCAUCCGAGCUCCCUGUUGCCGCACCUCGACACCGCUUCCUGUUGAUGUCCUCGCCGUCCUUUUCGUCCUCAUUCUUCUCGUUCUGUUACUUUCGUCAUUUCGACUGCCCGUUCAUCAAAUUCAUAGAGUCGAUAGCCCGAUCUUGCAUGAUCUAGGCAUUGAGCUCUAUCCUUUGGCUUGACGUUACAUCUCUCAUACUUCCUCUCUUCCUCUCUUCCUCUCUUCCUCUCUUCCUCUCUUCCUCUCUUCCUACGUAGUUGCAACGAUGACACCCUCGGUCCGAGUUAUCCCAAACGUGAGUCCUUAUUGUCUGCU